This is a messenger RNA of Actinia tenebrosa (Australian red waratah sea anemone), 4631 nucleotides long. RefSeq lists its product as uncharacterized. Lineage: Eukaryota; Metazoa; Cnidaria; Anthozoa; Actiniaria; Actiniidae. The record is from RefSeq and is a predicted model, not a curated record.
GUUGACUUUGAUUGGCCUGUUUAGUGUACUGUGACAACAAUAGUGAGUGAGUAAACUGCUCAAUUACUAAAGGUGACUCGUUGGAUUGUUUUCGUACUAUUUUGACGACUAGAAUUUAUGCAACAUGGCUGUCCUGUCCAAAGGUUUAACGUAAUCAUGUAAAGCUAUGGAAAAAAAAACUUUGAGGAAAAAUGUUCGCAAAGACAAGGGAACAGCCUUCGGUUGUUUCUACAAGAGUUUUGAAAACGCACCGUCUAAACGAGGUAGAAACAUUCCGUCUCCAAGGAAAAAUUCGUACAAUUGACAACGAGAUCCACAACAAUUAUUGCCAAAUAUCCGACGAAAUUGAUGGCGUUCGUAAGAACCUCAACCGUAUUAAGAAGCUUAAAAACAACUUAGGAAUAAGUGUGGAAAGAAGAAAACUUCUUCGUGAAAAAGGAGUGUUUGUUUUGCCAUCGCCUGGCUUACGAGACGAAGGAAUUACCUUGCGUCGUCGAGAUGGAAAAAAAGUGUUGGUUCGAGGGAAGGAAUGCUAUGAUGGACAAAUUAUACGAAGGUAUUUAGACAUGAGUCUUGAAUUUUCUGAACUCAACGUCGAAGGAAACUUAGAUGACGAGGAUUCUGCUAAUGAAAGCUGCAAGGGUGAUGAAGAAACUCACGAAAAGAAAAGACUUUUUCACUACAGGAUCAUCACACCUCCUUUACAUCCAGGAAGCCGGAGAAACUUCAAAGACUUUGAUGAAGAGUAUGAAUCGGAUAUCGAAAUGGAUUUGCCACCAAGUGAUAAUUACAUGGAUAGUCUUAGGAAGUCGCCGUAUCGUGCACGAGCACAAACAGCUAUAGGAAGCCGGAGAAAUAGUAAAACUAAGGAAAAAAUUAGACCAAGAAGUCAGACCAGGCAGUCGCUAAUUGAUCUAGAAAGUAAUUCAUUCCAUGAAGACAAUCAAGAGAAUAUUCAAACUUUAGGAAGUAGUUUAGAAAAGCUUAAAGAUGAUACCGGGAUGCCUUCUGAACAAAAUGGACAGCUUCAAGAUGAAAUUACAGCUGCAAAAAAUAAUAUCGAUACCAAAGAACGAAAAAUACAUUUCCAAAACAGCGUGAGUGACUCAAAAAAUGAAAUCGCGCCAAGAAUAGGAAAGGAAAAACCACAAAGAAAUGGGGAGCAUAACUUUGAUUCAUUGGAAAACACCUCAACUAUUUCUGUCGUUGGUGUUGAGAAAGUAAUCGAAAAGGACCCAAAGAAAAAAAAUCGCAAAACUUCUGCGAUCUGUUUUUCUUCUCACAGGACGCCAGUUCGACACCAAAGAAAACAAUCCCUCCCCGCAGAACCUUCGAAAUUAUUACAAAGAAGAAGAUCUAUAGAAGAUGUAAAGUUUUCUUUAAAAAAUGAUGAUACCCCACAAGAACCCCUAAACAACAUUGAUCGUGAGAUGCGUAUUAAUGUGGACGUCAUUCCACGGUCUGUCGAGUCAGCCAACAAUAGGGACGCUAGUCCAACCAAAGAACAUCCAAUGAGAAAAACAAGUAGGAUACAAAAUCCAAGUGAAUAUCACAAACACAAAAACACUGGCCACUAUCCAAAAGCUCGAACAGAGUCAUUCAAUUCGAUCGCCAACAGUUCUGCAACGACAAAUCGUAGACCUGGAUCAGAUAGAAGGAUAAGUACAGCAACGAAGGACUUAAUAUACGAUGCAAGACCAGAAAAGUCUUUAAGUAAGGGCUACACAACCAUGCAAAUGACCAUUGGUGGAAAACAGGUCAGGCUUUGUGUUCCAAAGUUUUCUAAUGAUGAUAUUGUUGAGAGAGUAAGGGCAAAGACGGCUGCUAAACUUGCUGAUGAUAGAACUAGAGAACAUGCAUCGAAACAGACAGAAACGACAAGUGAAAAGAAAACAAUUCAAACCCCUUUUAUGUACCACAACAUGUUGACUGCACCGACCAAAACCAAAGAAAAACCUUCGAUAGUUUCCAAGAAAGUCCUUAAGACACACCACAAGAAUGGAACCGAAUCGUAUCUACUUACGGAGAAGAUCAAAACCCUUGAAUACAAGCAGUCUCAAAAAAAUAUCGACAUCGAUUUGGAGGUGAACGCCUUGAAGAAAAAAAUGGAAGCUGUUCAAUGCGUUAAGGAGAAGAUAAGUCUGAGCAAAGAAAGAAGGAUGUUGCUUAAAUCACAAGGAUAUACGAUUAGAGUGUGUAAGGGUACAAAGGAAGACGAUAUUAUUCUCCAUCGUGACUCACUACAGGUAGACGCUGGGAACUGGGCGACUCUCUUAGCUAAUCCUCCAGAUUGUACUCAAAGCGAGUCGUUGGAACUUCAAGAUGUGGAGGAAUGUCCUGAAGACUCCUCUUCGUCUUCGGAGAGCAGGCCCAAUGACAGAAUGAGGUCAUUUUCCUUUACCAGUGCUGUUACCGACAGUAUUCCAACACAAGUAUCAAGAUACCGUGUUAUCGAACCUCCUUUACGGCCCGGGUCACGAAGGGGAUUUACUUUGCAAAGUGCUACCCCAACACCCAAAACAGACCAAGAAACUCGUCAAGAAUUCAACGAUGAUUUUUCGAUGCCGUCUUCAGAGCGCGCCACAACUUCAUGGGAUGUCAUUAGGAAUAGACCGUCAUCUGGAAGGAGUCUGUUUGUUGAGACAGUGAUAGCUGCUAAAGAUAGCAAUUAUUUAGCAAAUAGCAAAAAUUUAGCGCGUGAAAGAAUGGCAAAUUAUCAAAGAAGGAAGUUUAAAACAAGAUCACCAAGAAGGACAAUGUCUGCUCCGGUUAAAAUGAGGUCGGCAGUGUUUGUAAAUAAAGAUAGAAAAGGAGGAGAUGAAAAGACAAGCGACAAUAAGAAACUACAAUGCGACACGGAAGUUGAACCUUUUAAUUCUAACGAUAACAAACAUCCAACUCACUUAAAAUUAGACCAAAUGGAUAGUUUGAUGGAAGGAAAACAAGGAACAUCCGAAAAAAUUAGACCAACAUCUGAAGGUAAUCUUAUUAAUAAAAGUAAACUAGAUGGAUUACAUCAACAUAAACAAGAUAGGCUGUGUUUGUCAAGCGGUUUCAAUCCCUCAYUCUCCACAUCAAGCACAGAAAAGAAAACUUGUUCUUCUCAAUAUAAUUCUAGGUGUUUUGCUGUAGAGAAUAAAGCCAAGGACCAUGAUACUGAGAGGAAUGAGGAAAGAAACGAUUCAUCAAGACAGUCAUUAAUGAGUUGUAAUCAAAAACCUUACGAAGGGUCAAAAAACGCAAACAAAUGUAAUGAGUUUUUUCCAACCCAGACGUCUAAAACGUCGAUUGAUGAAGUAGAUGCUGACGUCCUUAAUCCAGUUCUUUUGAACGGACAGGAAGUUGUUUCCUCAGAAGAUGCCGAUGAAAAUGAAUCCUGCCUUAAAAAUAAAGAAGAACGAUGCGCAUGCGUGGCCGAGUCCGCAGUACAAGGGACCGGCGGUAAAACGUACCUGUCUGUUCCUGGUAAGACGUCACGCAUGUCGAAUCGUCGUCAUUCCUCUGAUGAUUGUGAAAUAAACAAAGUAAGAUUCCAUGGCAACCAAGCUAGGAACCAGUGUGUAAGGAAAGACACUGAGGGAAAGGGACACGUGACUUUGCAGACUGCAAGAAGCAGCAUGCUUGACAGGAGAAUGUCCCAUCCUCCUCGGUUAGCAAGCUUCAAGGUAGAUGACAAGCGAAAGAGAAAACCCCUUAAAAAUGAGGACGAGGUCGUCUAUGCAUACGAUGCUAGACCCGAUAAGUCUUUAUCCAAGGGGUACAGAGCCAUGCAGAUGACUGUGGGGGGUAGACAGGUGAAGCUUAAUAUUGCAGCUUUUUCUAAAGAAUCAGAAGCCAUCAUGGCUGAUAGAGCAAGACUUAACAGUAAACUUAGUUCAAUUAGAGGAAAGAAUUAAAGAAUCUCAGAGAUACGGUAUAGAAUUGAAUAGGCUUUUAGUCGAACUUUCCAUGCACCGAGCUCAUUAAAAACAAUGGAUAUCAGGUGAUAAUGAGGCCGGAUUAAAAGACAAACUGAAACAGAACAUGACUAUCCAUUCCCGAAAGGUCUAUAAGGAAUGAAAAUAUAGUAAACAUUUAUUGUUUUUUCUUCUUCGGGUAUUAAAAAAUAUGUACAACUUAAUAUUUUUAUUUUCACUAACACUAGGAUUUGAUUUUCGUAUUCCUUAGGCCUCGGAUUUUCGAUAAUUUAUCUAACUUAUUAACAUUUAAGAUACAGUGCAUGUCAUAAUUCUCAAGUUUUGAGGUCUCUUUGUUGCUCCGGGUUAGCCUCGAUUAAUUUUGUGUAGAAUAUUGAUGUGUUCAGUGUGAAGGUUCGUGGAAUUUCAAAGUGCUUGUAUUGUUGAAAUUGUGUAUUCUUUACUUUACUGUUGGUAUUUGUGAAUAUUUAGACACUGACUCGAGGCUAAGCCUGAGUAAAUAAGUCUAAAGUCAAGGGUACAUGCAUGUUCAUCAGUAUUUGAUUUGUUCAAACAUGGUCUGUUCACUAGUGUUCCAUAAGAUACCAAAUAGUGAAGCGAUCCAAAACAAAUGGCCUCUGCCAAGUCUAUCCAAAUUCAUGUUGGUUUUUUUUCGUAUAAAAAUGUAUAUGUUACAGCGCAACUUUUCUUUGGAAAUAUAUUCUAUCAAAUUUU